Messenger RNA from Labeo rohita (rohu), 961 nucleotides. RefSeq names its product gastrula zinc finger protein XlCGF49.1-like. The coding region runs from base 127 to 936 and encodes 269 amino acids. NCBI's taxonomy places the organism in Eukaryota, Metazoa, Chordata, Actinopteri, Cypriniformes, Cyprinidae. The transcript is spliced from 2 exons. Gene Ontology annotation, biological process: regulation of transcription by RNA polymerase II. Gene Ontology annotation, molecular function: DNA-binding transcription factor activity, RNA polymerase II-specific; RNA polymerase II cis-regulatory region sequence-specific DNA binding. The record is from RefSeq and is a predicted model, not a curated record.
UUCACAACAGAGCGUCUCUGUGUUAGACUCACCAUUUUUACAAGCAUUUAAGGAUCAAAAAGUUUUUCAUUCUCAGUUUCUCAUUCAAUAACAGAUUUAGAUUUUUCCCACAGCAACAGAGAGAACAUGACAGAGCCAGAACCUUGCAAAAUUAAAUACACUGGGGAACAAACAGAGUUGAACGAUGAAAAUGAGGAGAAUGAAAAACUGAACGAAGAGGAGGAGAAACCUUUGAGUCGUUCUCAAACCAAACAGGAUGAUUUAAAGAAAAGAAGACACAAGAAAUCUUUCAUCUGCACUCAGUGUGGAAAGAGUUUGACAUGCAAACAGAAUCUUGACAUUCACAUGAGGAUCCACACUGGAGAGAAACCAUUCACUUGUGAUCAGUGUAGGAAGAGUUUUGCACAAUCAGCAAUCCUUAAGAGACACAUGAACAUCCACACUGGAGAGAAACCGCAUGAAUGUGAUCAAUGUGGGAAAACAUUUUCGAUGUUUUCAGUCCUAAAGAACCACCUGAAAGUUCAUUCAAAGGAGAAACCACAUUCAUGUUCUGUAUGUGGAAAGAGUUUUUCACAUCUGCAAAAUUUAAAAGAACAUCAGAAGAUACAUACUGGUGUGAGAGAUUAUAUGUGCUUUAAGUGCGAAAAGACGUUUAUUGCAGCUGAUCAAUUAAAACGACAUCAGAGGAUCCACACUGGAGAGAAACCUUACAAGUGUUCACACUGUGACAAGAAAUUCAGUCAGUCAGCACAUCUGAAAUCACAUGACAGGAUUCACACCGGAGAGAAACUGUAUCACUGCACUGCAUGUGGGAAGAGUUUCAGUCAUUCAUCUUCUCUACAUAGGCAUACAAAACACAAUCACAGUAAGCAGUUCAUCUUUAGAUCCAGCACUUUCAUGUCUGACGCCACGUCCUCAACAAAUGUGACACAAUAAUGCGUUGAGCAUUAAAAUAUCUUGU